Messenger RNA from Halteromyces radiatus, 528 nucleotides. RefSeq lists its product as uncharacterized. The record is from RefSeq and is a predicted model, not a curated record. The coding region runs from base 99 to 512 and encodes 137 amino acids. Lineage: Eukaryota; Fungi; Mucoromycota; Mucoromycetes; Mucorales; Cunninghamellaceae. The transcript has 2 exons.
AUAAUAAUAAUAGUAAUAAAAAAGGUGAUAUAUGAAUAGGAUGAUACUCUUACUAACUAUAUCUAUAAUUUUAAAUUAUUAUUUGAUAGUGUUUUAUUAUGCUUUUGGGAUUAAGUAUUUUACAAUUACUUCAAUUUACUUGGUUAUUACUUGAUCGACGGACCUUUUUAUCACAACAAUUGUCAAGAGCAUGGCAACUAGCAUAUGAACAAGAUCCUUGGACAAUACGAUCCAUGGAAGAUCGAUGGCAAUGUAUAGGAUUCAAUCACUCAUAUGAUAGACAUAUUCAUUCAACUACGGAUGGUUUGAUUCAACAAGGUUGUUAUCCUCAUAUUGAACAACUAUUCGGAAAUGUGAUUUAUCGAUGGGCGCUCAUCAUCUGGUUGAUAAAAUGUGCUCAGAUCAUGGGUGGUUUUCUAUGUUAUGGAUUAUAUGUACGGUAUGGCAUCGAUUAUAAUGAUGAGGACAGUCGAUCUGAUCUCGAACAGAAUAUGUCUAGUGGGAAGGAUUAAAGAUUUAGGUCACCGC